Molecule: messenger RNA, 1317 nt
Organism: Triticum turgidum subsp. durum (durum wheat)
Lineage: Eukaryota; Viridiplantae; Streptophyta; Magnoliopsida; Poales; Poaceae
Source: the annotation of a GenBank genome assembly
AUGGCCGUCCAAGUCGUGACGUCCGAGCUGGUCGCGCCGAGCGAGGCCACCCCGCGGCGCGCGCUCUGGCUGUCCAACCUCGACCUCGGCGCCAGGAACGGUUACUCCCCCACCGUCUACUUCUUCCGAGCGCCCGAUCGCGGCGACGGCAAGGCCGAGUCCUUCUUCUCGGCCGGCGUCCUCAGGGCGGCGCUGGCCAGGGCGCUGGUCCCGUUCCACCCCUUCGCCGGACGCCUCGGCGCGGGCCGCCACGGCCGGGCGGAGAUCGACUGCAACGACGAGGGCGCGCUCUUCGUCGUCGCGCGGUCCGAGGCCGCGCUCGACGAUUUCGAGGGCUUCGCGCCGUCCAAGGCGAUGCGCGACAUGUUCGUGCCGCCGUAUGACAACGCCGGCGCGGGCGCCCCGUUGCUCAUGCUUCAGGUCACCUUCUUCCGGUGCGGCGGCGUGGCGCUCGGCACGGCCAUGCACCACUUCGUCAUCGACGGCCGCAGCGCCUUCCACUUCAUCCAGACGUGGGCCAGCAUCGCCCGCGGGGACGCCAGCGCCACCGUGCUCCCGUCCCUCGACCGCACCCCGCUGCGCGCGCGCUCCCCGCCGACCGUCCACUUCGACCACAGCCGCGAGUAUCGCCUCACCGCCCCCGCAUCAACCGAUCCUCCUGUCGCUGGCGGCGUCAAGCCGUCGUUGGAGUACGCCAGCGCCAUCCUGCGCGUGACAGGCGCACAGGCCGCCGCUCUCCGUGCGCGCGCGGGCGCGCCCCGCGUGUCGACGUUCCGCGCGCUGGUGGCCCACGUCUGGCGCUGCGCGUGCGCGGCGCGCUCCCUGGCCCCCGACGCCGAGUCCCGCCUCUACACCAUGAUCGACAUGCGCGCCCGCCUCUCCCCGCCGCUCCCGGACGCCUACUUCGGCAACGCGGUGGUGCGCACGUCGGUGUCCGCGAGGGUGGGCGACCUGCUGUCCGGCCCUCUCGGGUUCGGGGCGCGGCGGCUCCGCGCGGCGACGGGGCAGGGCGACGAGUACGCGCGGUCGGUGGUGGACUACCUGGAGACGGUGGACAUGGGGGCGCUGCCGAGGAGCGGGCUGCCGGGGACGGACCUGCGGGUGAUCAGCUGGAUGGGGAUGCCGUCGCACGACGCUGACUUUGGGUGGGGCGAGCCGGCGUUCCUGGCGCCGGCGCUCAUGUUCUACCCGGGGUUCGUGUACCUGAUGAGCUGCCCGGGCAAGGGCGGCGACGUGGCGGUGGCCGUUUCGCUGGAGCCGGAUCGCUUGGCGAGGUUCAAGGAGCUAUUCUUCGAGGAGAUGGCCGCCAUGGAGUGA